CCAAAACUGUUAAUAUCGAAACAGAAAUUACUAAUCGACAUGUCUCGCCAACAAAACAUCGCAUCGCUUAAUGUCAAAAACGUGGAUGAUCUUCACGUUGAAGAUCGUUCAACCUUAUUUUGUGAAAGAACUAAAUUUUCCAGAGAAACAACAUCCAAUAAAAUUAACAUUCAAGAUGUAAUUGUAUACCAUCAAAAUUCCAAAAUGGCCAAAGAUAGUAUCGACGAUAUCCUGGUGCGUCUCGACGAGGUCGAGAAGCUACAAGCGGAAUUACGACAUUUGGUACCACGAGCGACGAGCAACUCAUCCAGACAUGUCAGACAUCAGGAUUUAUCCCGCGAUACGUCCGCAUCGAUACGUUUUCCAUCUCUCUUCACGUUCCCCGUGAUUUCGAAUUUCACGUCGUCCUCCUCCAAGAAUGACAGAGUGCAAAAGUCAGCUGCGCAAUUGAAUCUUAACGACAAAUUGUCGAAGAAUAAUCGAUCCUUCACGACAAAUCUGAAAAGUGCAAGGAGAUCUCAGCGCGCAUCCGCGAGAGAAACGAAUAUCUUUAAGAAUCUAUCGAAGAGCACCGAUAAAAGCCUUGCGAGAUCACACGCGGGAAAUUCUUUGGCAUCGACUUCUGUAGGAAAUUCAAAGACAUCGAUGAAAGACAUUGUCGCAAAUCGCGUGUCCAAGAAUUCGCAAGCUGUAAUUAAAAAGGAAUUAAAAAACGGAACAUCGAAGACUGCAUCUAGAGAUAAAACGCAAUGCAUAACUGGUGAGAGAUCGAGCAUGCGGCUAUCCGAAAGUAAAGAUAAUUCAAGUAAAUAG
Molecule: messenger RNA, 813 nt
Organism: Nylanderia fulva
Lineage: Eukaryota; Metazoa; Arthropoda; Insecta; Hymenoptera; Formicidae
Source: RefSeq, a predicted model, not a curated record